AUGACGAAGAUCACACUGGCCUUGAACCAGACGCGACCGAGCCUGACUAAGCCGGCCUUGCUCCGGCUGACCACCUUGCCGACCCUGUUGGCUUUUCGCGACCCAGUGCGUAACUUGGACACUGCCGAGGCUGACCAAGCCAGCCCCGCUCCAGCUGACCACCUUGUUGACCCUGUUGGAUUUUCGGUCGGAUCUGAUGACGCCCCGGCGGACGAUGCAUCUUCUGCUGAUUCUGACGUGGGUAGUGACCAAGUGCAUGACGUGGACACGACCGAGGUUGACCAGUUAGCUAAGGAGUGUGAAGCCAUACGGCGAGCGGUAGUGGAAAGUGAGCAGCGUGUUGCUCCACUGCGGAUCGGUUUCGAUGCGCUUGCUCGCAGCUUUGCACAACGUGGUCGAGAGCUUGACCAAUUGAGAAGGAAGCGCGCUUUAAGCCACCAAGAGCUUCACCGUUUGCGCUCCUCCCAUGCUGCUCAUGUCGAGGAACUAGCACUGUUGCGAGCCGAACGGGAUCAGCUUUCUCGCGACCACCAGGCCCAGCUCAACAAUCUGGUCAACUUCGUUAUGGAACUUCGUUCGUCGGUGGGGCUCGCCUAUGAUAAGCGGCGGCGAGAGCAGUCAGCGGCCGAUCCUGUUCCACCCCCGAACAAGCGAGCGCGCGUUACGGUCACCUCGAGUUCGGUCGGACCAGAUUCGUCUGCCAGCCCUUCCUCUACGGUCGCAGGGCCCGCCAGCCCAACUACCCAUUCACGAUCGGUAUCCACUCACCCCAAGUCCCGGCAGGCGUCUCGCCCUCGCCUCGACGUCCCCAAAAUUUAG
Peronospora matthiolae is the source of this 819-nucleotide messenger RNA. Lineage: Eukaryota; Oomycota; Peronosporomycetes; Peronosporales; Peronosporaceae. The record is from the annotation of a GenBank genome assembly.